AUCGUUUCACUGCCGCAGGAGAUCGUCGUCUUCCUCGCUCGAGAGAGAGCAUUCUGGAAAUGGCGUCUCUAAGUUCAAACUCGAAGAAUUCAGGUGGAGGCGGAGGCGGACGAACCGCAGGCGUGUGUAUGAUGAGCAGCAAAUGGAGAGACGAACAAACUCCGUCGUACAUCGAUUUCGUGUCGUCGUUUCUUAACGCGAGUUCCUUCCGUCUCAACUUCGUUCCGAUUGCUCCAGAUCUCAUUUUCAACUGUGGAGGUCUUUCAGUGGCGUUCAUCUUCGUUACUAACUGGGAUUGCAGCAACACCGAUCUAGUCUUCAACAGAGUUCAGAAGCUGAAGGCGCGUUUCGCAAACCUGUAUGUUGUUGUGUGCUUACCCACGAAGGAGAAGAAUGAUUCAUUUGUGCGCUCUUACUUCAAAUGUGGGAUGGAGAUUGGCCGGCCACCAUUUGUGCCAGUUCAGGACUUGGAGAUGGGGUUUGAGAAGAUGGUCAAGAUAGCACAUUCACGUGGGGCAUGCAAGCAGCAGGAUGUUACCUCAACAAUGAAAGCUGAGAGGCUGGGAUCGGUGCAAACGUUGGAGAAUUUCAUUAAAGCGAUCACUUCAAUACCAGGCAUCGACAGCCACGACGCGAAUAUGCUGAAUCAAGGUAUAGGUUCGAUUGAAGCCGUUGCUAAGGCGACCAAGGAAAGCAUCUUGGAGAAGACUGGCAUUUCCCCUGACAAGGCUGAGACCAUCGUAAGGUUCUUCAGGGAUCCCAAGUUUUACCUCUCGCCAAAGCUCACCAAGUAAAGCUGUUGUGAAGGGCCGGGGAUCUUACUUGUGGCGUUUUCGCAGUAAUGGCGGAAGAAAGAGCAGAGGUGGCGGGAAGUUCAGUUUCUCAACCUUUAAAACCUUCUUCUUCGUCGUCAUCAUCAGUUUCUCAGCCUUCGUGGUUCACUCCAAAAAGGUUGCUGGUAAUCUUUUGUGUGGUCAACUUGAUAAAUUAUAUGGAGAGAGGAGCGAUGGCAAGUAAUGGGGUAAAUGGGAGCCCCAAGACUUGCACGUCGAAUGGUACGUGCACUGCUGGCACUGGAAUACAAGGGGAGUUCAACUUGAGCAAUUUUGAAGAUGGAGCACUAUCUUCUGCUUUCGUGGUCGGCCUUCUUAUUGGUUGUCCGAUAUUUGCCUCUCUGUCAAAGAGCUAUAACCCCUUCAGGCUCAUAGGAUUUGGAUUAUCAGUCUGGAUGCUUGCAGUCAUUGGUUGUGGGUUGUCUUUCAGUUUCUGGUUCAUUGCAAUCUGCCGCAUGGUAGUUGGGAUUGGGGAAGCUUCUUUUGUAAGUCUAGCGGCCCCUUUCAUUGAUGAUAAUGCCCCAGCCAAACAGAGAACUGCAUGGCUGGGAAUAUUCUAUAUGUGUAUAUCAACUGGAUAUGCUAUUGGCUACGUAUAUGGAGGACUGGUUGGUGAUCACUUGAAAUGGCGCUAUGCAUUCUUUGGAGUGGCAAUUUUGAUGUUUCCAUUUAUUGUUUUGGGUUGGAUUAUAAAGCCUUUGCAAUUGAAAGGUUUUACUCAUGCUGACCGAACGAAAGCAGCGACUUCAGUGACAACUGUAUCAGAUGCUCAAGGUUUGGAAGUUUCGGCUGCCAAGGCUGGCAGUUUGACUUUAAAAGAACAAUUCGGUCAGGAAACCCCAAAGAGUUCUUCCAUUUCAGAACCUGCGUCACAUAAGAUGAAUCAAUGGUCAAGAUUCCUCAAAGAUAUGAAAGAUCUUCUGCGUGAGAAGAUUUUUAUUGUCAGCGUUCUGGGCUACACAGCCUACAAUUUCGUCAUUGGUGCAUACUCUUACUGGGGUCCGAAAGCUGGUCGCAACAUCUAUAAUAUGGAAAAUGCAGAUAUGAUCUUUGGCGGGGUUACAAUUAUCUGUGGGAUACUAGGAACUCUUGCUGGAGGUUAUCUUCUAGAUUACCUAACCAGCACUAUCCGUAAUGCCUUCAAGCUUCUUACAGGUGCGGUACUAGCCGGAGCCAUCUUUUGCUUCAGCGCUUUCUGCUUCAAGAACAUGUACGGUUUCCUUGUCUUUUUUGGAAUUGGUGAAAUCCUCGUGUUUGCAACUCAGGCUCCAGUGAACUACGUCUGCCUUCACUGCGUAAAACCGAGUCUAAGACCAUUGUCGAUGGCCAUUUCCACCGUCGCGAUUCACUUAUUUGGUGACGUGCCUUCCUCCCCCCUUGUCGGUCUCCUCCAAGACCAGAUACACAGCUGGAGGAAGACUAGUCUUAUCUUGACUUCCUUCUUGUUCCUGGCAGCUGCAUUUUGGUUCAUAGGGGUGUUCAUGAAAAGCGUUGAUAGGUAUAACGAUGAAGAGAGCAACGAGAAUGCAUCAGAAUCGGCUGCUGAAGGCGAUACGAGAACAGGAGCUUUGCCAGAAGGGAAAGACUGACCCGUCGAGGAUUGAGGACUUCUGAGUUUUGCUCAAAAACAUGUAAAGAAAGAACCAACUUUUCUUGUUUGCUGUUGAUUUUCUCUUACAGGUUGGUUUGGUGAAUCCAUGAACUAGCGUGGACUAUAUAGAGGUGAUGCAUUUGUUUAUGUAAAUAGUAGCAAGUAUAUGGUUAAUAAUGCUGAUGAAUGAUGAUGAAGUAGAAUGGUUUUAAGUCUUGAUUUCUUGUAUCCAUGAAGGAAAUUCUGAAGGU
Molecule: messenger RNA, 2675 nt
Organism: Linum tenue
Lineage: Eukaryota; Viridiplantae; Streptophyta; Magnoliopsida; Malpighiales; Linaceae
Source: the annotation of a GenBank genome assembly